Molecule: messenger RNA, 2074 nt
Organism: Amaranthus tricolor (Joseph's coat)
Lineage: Eukaryota; Viridiplantae; Streptophyta; Magnoliopsida; Caryophyllales; Amaranthaceae
Exons: 9
Coding region: 184-1365 (393 amino acids)
Source: RefSeq, a predicted model, not a curated record
AUAAAAAAUAAAAUAAAAUAAAUAAAAUAGUCGCCCCAAUUCCUCGACAUUAUAUAUGUUCGUCAUUUUUGGCUCGCUACUUUUCUCUCAAUUUGCUCCAAAAAUCUCAUAUUUUCAAAGUCUCCUUUCUCAUUCUCUUUCUCCCAAAGCUCUCUCCUCUCUACAAAUAGGCACUUCAAAACGAUGCCGUAUUGCAAUAUUUCUGGUGAGGAAUCCACCUCAAAAAAUGGGACCCGAAUUUUCUAUAGAACAUAUGGAAAUGGACCUAUAAAAAUUCUUUUGAUUAUUGGUUUAGCUGGAACCCACGAUUCAUGGGGGCCUCAAAUCAAACGAUUUGCAGGGACUGAUAUUCCAAAUGAUGAAAAAUCAACGGUUGAUGAUGCGGGGUUAUGCAAUGGGAGUGUGGAGGUUUGUGCAUUUGAUAAUCGUGGUAUGGGUCGGAGCUCCGUUCCCACUAAGAAAUCCGAGUACACUACAACGAUCAUGGCGAAAGAUACGAUAGCCCUAAUAAAUUAUUUGGGCUGGAAAAAAGCACAUGUUUUUGGGCAUUCAAUGGGAGGUAUGAUAGCCUGCAAAUUGGCGGCUUUAGUGCCUGACAGAAUUUUGUCUUUAGCAUUACUUAAUGUAACUGGAGGAGGAUUUCAAUGUCUUCCAAAGCUUGACCGGUUAACUCUAUCAGUUGCGGUGCGCUUCUUGUUGGCCAAGACACCAGAGGAAAGGGCUGCUGUGGACUUGGAUACACAUUAUAGCCAAGAUUAUCUUGCUGAGUGUGUUGGACAGAGAACAAGACGAUCAAUUUUAUAUCAGGAAUAUGUCAAAGGCAUUUCAAAAACUGGGAUGCAGUCUAAUCAUGGUUUUGAAGGGCAAAUUAAUGCAUGUUGGACUCAUAAAGUGACCAAAACAGACAUUGAACGAAUUCGCUCAGCUGGUAUCCUCAUCUCUGUCAUUCAUGGAAGGCAUGACAUUAUAGCUCAAAUUAGCCAUGCCAAAAGACUGGCAGAGAAGUUGCAUCCUUUUGCGAGAAUGGUGGAUCUACAUGGAGGACAUUUAGUGAGCCAUGAGAGGACCAAUGAGGUAAACGAAGCACUUCUCGAUUUGAUAAAGGCAUCAGAAUGCAAGACAAACCUGAAUGAAUGGACCAAUUUACCUGAUAAGAAAAGCUCAGAUUGGAUCCGACAAAUGAUGAUAUUGAGCACCACAACCUCAGCCGCGAGAAGCAGUCUAUCAUCCAUGAAUAGAGUAUUCGAAAAAUUGAAUGGUUUCUUGAUUUAUCUUUUCGGUGUUUUCCUUGUUGUGUAUGAGUAUGUACGAAGAGUUGUGGGAAGAUUCAAGCCUGUCAGGAUCGGGUCGUCUCUCACCACUUAAGCCCUUUACCAAGGAUGGGUUGCUUGUGCCCUUGCUACUCGUGUAUCUUACAACUUAAAUUAUCUACAUUCUAGGCAGAAGUGAGCUCGUGUUUGGGAUCGAAGUUACUAGUCUCUGCAAGCUUAUAAUUGGGCCUGAAGUUGGUUUUGUACAGUGAAAUUUCCAUGCGGCCGACUGCAUCGAAAAGGGCAGGCAAGUGUUCUGCCCUGGAGAGAAAUUGUAUUUGGAAGGGGGUUAAUAUUUUGUGUCCCCCAGUUUACUCCUAUUUUCUUGUUAUUGUGAAGCCAUUUUAACAGGCCCAGUUGAAACUUGAAAGAGUAGGAAAACCCCAUAUACUUGUAAUUGUCAUUGUACAAGAAAUUGAUAAUAAUUGUGAAUUGAAGAGGAUUAUAUUAUUCAAUUAAAUUACUUUAACUAGAUGGAUAUGGUGUGCAUGGUUGAUGAUUACUCCUAUACCUUUGAUUUUGUACAUUACAAAACAUGAAGUGAAAUUUUGUUUGUGUUGUGGAAAAACUAAAGGGACAUAGAGAAUGUUAGAGAAUGUUGUGCAAGUGAAAGUGUAGCAACCCUAGUUAGAGGCUUGAGUCAACAAUGAGAAGGAAAUUACGCUUUUAAAUAACUUGACCUGUGUUUGGAUGAAAGAAAAUGAAAUGAAAAAAGAGAAGAGAUUUAGAGAGGUGAAGAAAAUGAGUAUGCGAUUUUUAUCUUA